Aspergillus lentulus is the source of this 461-nucleotide messenger RNA. The record is from RefSeq and is a predicted model, not a curated record. NCBI's taxonomy places the organism in Eukaryota, Fungi, Ascomycota, Eurotiomycetes, Eurotiales, Aspergillaceae.
AUGCAUCUCGCUCUUUCUCUUCUCGCCCUCUCGGCAACUUCAACACUGGCUGCGCCGGUGAAUACCCUUCCUCAAAAUCAGGAUUCUAACGCCCCGACCCGUACCGCCAGACUCCUGACUCCCAUCUCUCACCCUUCCAAGGAGGAUUCUCACUUGAAGGCCCGUACCUUCGGCCUUCUGUCUGGUCUGCUCUCCCAUGGUUUUGGCGGAUCCGGAUCCGCUGAAUGUGAAGCCUGCGAGGGUGAAGCCGGUGGCUCCGCUGGUGGCAGCGGUGGAUGGGGUGGCCUUGGAUUUGGUGGUCAUCUCGGUGGUGGCCUCGGCGGCCAUCUUGGUGGCGGUCUCGGCGGUGGCCUGGGCCUCGGCGGCAGUGCUGGCUCCGGCGAAGACUGUGACGAAAAUGGUGAAGGAGGAGUGAGUGCUGGUGGUUCUGCAGGCGGCUCGGCCGGAGGAUCCGCCGGUGG